Molecule: messenger RNA, 1077 nt
Organism: Lymnaea stagnalis (great pond snail)
Lineage: Eukaryota; Metazoa; Mollusca; Gastropoda; Lymnaeidae
Source: the annotation of a GenBank genome assembly
GGACUUUUCAACAACCACCAACAAAUGCACGCCACGUGGAUGUUUGCGUGCGUCUACCUCACCCUUGGCGUCUUCGGUUCGGUCACAAAGACCGUCAACAUCCGGGCCUUCGUCAGGAUGGGCCCGGGGGACAGCGUGACGGCUUCGUUUCUUUGCCUGUCCCUGUCCGACCUGGGCUUCCUGCUGACCACGGUCGGCGUGGGGGCUUUUUCUUUCCUCUGGGCCGUGGAGAUGGGCACGUCCUACGAGACGUGCUUCGCCAUGGAUCCUUUCGCUGGCUACGUCAUCUCCGCCAACGCCAGUUUUCUCCUGUACGUCAUGUCGACGCUCACCACCAUGUUUCUCGCCGUGGCGCGCUGCAUGUGCGUGGCGAGACCCCUCCACUUCAAGAACACGUUCACUCUGGCGCGAACCGUCGCCGUGCUCCUGGGCUGUGCCGUUUUCACGGUUGGCAGCUAUCUUCCGGUUCUUGCGAACAUGGGCGUCGACCCUAAGUUCGACGUGCGGGUCAAUUUCAGCCGGCCGCUGCUGUGGAUAACGACGGAGAGGGAAUUCAUCAAGGUCAUCGUGUGGACCGUCCGAGACACGGUGCUGUCGAUGACGUCACAGGUCGUCCUUCUCGUCUGCGUCAUCAUCAUGGCCGCGAGGCUGAGGAAGGCGACGGCAUUCCGGCAGAUGUCGGGUGUACACGUCAAGACGCUUAAAUCCAGAUUUGAAGUCAGCACUUCUGGGGCGCGAACGGCUCCACCUUUAGGUAGUCAAGUCACACAGUUGGGGAGGAGGGAUCUCCAGACUGUAAGACGGGCUACCCAAGCCGCGCAUUUGGGAAGGAAAGAUCUUCAGAUAGUAAGACAGGUUCUGUUGAUUUCACUGGUGUACGUUGUCUGCAACAUGCCCAAAAUCCUAGUUAACAUUGCUGGGAUAUUUGAGUCCGAGCUGACCAUUGGUAAGCAGUACCAGAACUUAAGUAUCGCAACCAUUAAUAUCAUGACCAUCUCGCAAAUGUUUCAUUCCAGCAUUAAUCUUGUUAUUUACUACAAGUUUAACGCUAAGUUCCGAUCAAACUGUGCACUUUAG